CAGACUAUCACAUCGGCACAGUCAAACACAUUCACACUAUUCGUACCAAUAUUCCCAAUUUCAAUUUUUAUUUUCCAUUAUUGAAAAUCCCGUGCUGUAUUGCCAUCGAGUUCGAUCAGACUGGACUACUUACAAUUUUAUAAUUUUUACUUUUUAGGUGUAUGAAAUUCAUGUGUCAUGGCGGAAUUAUUAGAAGAUGAUGUUAAUACUGGACCUUCAGAACUAGAUAGAACAUUUGUUUUUGAAGAUGAAGGACAUACGCUGGGUUCAUUAUUAACCUAUAUUUUAGAAAGUUUUCCUGAAACAGAUUUUUGUGCUUAUUCCAUAAGACAUCCGUCAGAAAAUAAAAUUUAUUUGCGAUUAAAAGUAAAAAAUGGCUACACUGUUGAAGAUAUUUUCAAACGUGGUUUUCAAGAGCUGAAUCAGAUGUUAAAUCACGUUAAAAAAACAUUUAAUAAAGCAGUUUCAGCUUAUGAAGAAACUAAAGCUACUGAAUAAGACUCAAGUUUUUUAUUGAAACCAUAUAAAUAUUUAAAAAUUGUACUUUGCUAAUAAAAAAAAAAAUAAAUAAAUACAAUAGCAAUUACAAGACUUUA
This is a messenger RNA of Rhopalosiphum padi (bird cherry-oat aphid), 596 nucleotides long. It is a transcript of the gene l(2)37Cg, whose product is annotated as probable DNA-directed RNA polymerases I and III subunit RPAC2. Lineage: Eukaryota; Metazoa; Arthropoda; Insecta; Hemiptera; Aphididae. The coding region runs from base 178 to 498 and encodes 106 amino acids. The transcript has 3 exons. The record is from RefSeq and is a predicted model, not a curated record. Gene Ontology annotation, cellular component: RNA polymerase III complex; RNA polymerase I complex. Gene Ontology annotation, molecular function: DNA-directed RNA polymerase activity; protein dimerization activity. Gene Ontology annotation, biological process: DNA-templated transcription.